AUGGAUCUCUUUUUUCCGGAGCGAACGGCGGUUGUGGAGAAUGGGGUGAAAGAUGCAACAGAAUAUGCUAAGAUUUUGCGUCGAUGGACGCAGCUCGAAAGGCUAAAAAAGUUCAUGGUGUCACAUGUCACAGACAAAAAGUUGGCUUUUAUGCCUAAACACUCGCGUAAACGACAGAAGACUGAAGUUGACGCCGGGGGUAAAGACCAUGAAGAGCUCAGACUAGAGAGUCUCCUAUUCGGUACCAAGUAUACGCCACCAAAACGAAUAACUCAAGAUCCCACCCGAGAACUACACAAUCUCACCGACGCGGAUAAGCAGAAUCUGACGAAGGGGAACUGGAAAUACCUACAACAAAAUCAGGUCGAACACCUGCAUGGGCUCCGUAAACUUCGUGACCAGCCCUCCGAAACAGCCCUAUCUGGUCGCCAGUACGAAUCGCGACUACGACGUCAAUACGAGCGCAUAAAUCCUCAACCAGAAUGGGCAAAAGCUGCCAAGGCUCAAUUACCCAACAAUGACAUCUCUGGUGUUGGCGAACUGCUUUCUUCCACUGCUGGUAUUAUUGCAGAUCGUCUAAGCAAAGUCGUCUUACCUUCGGGUCAACUUUCCAUCGAGCGUCUGAGAGACGUUAACCAGGCCUCCACCGUGUCGGGGAAUGGCCAAGUCAAAUGUUUAGCGUUCCAUCCAAGUCCUGAGGUUCCUGUCCUUUGUGUCGGGACUGACGAUAGACGAAUACGACUAUUCAAUGUUGACGGCCAUACGUCGCCUCUUCUACAAACCUUGCAUAUACCAACCCUCCCUCUUUCCCAGUCGUCUGUGACAUUCCACCCCAGUGGCAACUCGCUUCUUCUCACAGGACAACGACCCUUCUACUUUGUAUACGAUCUCCAGCGGGGUGAGAUGCAACACAAGGCUGGUCGAAGCCUUUGGGGCUCGUAUGAUUCCUCAACGGUUCUAUCCGCUUCACGGAAGCGGUCACGUGGCCAAAACCUGAUGGAAGGCGGUGCGAGUGCAGAGGGCAUGCAAACGACCUGCUUCAGCCCUCAAGGAGAUAUACUUGCUGUUGCGGGUCGCGGAGGCAACAUUCACCUCGUUGACUGGAAAAGUGGCGCCGGACAAGUUGUCGGCGAUUUGAAAUGCGGAGCCAGCAUCAAAUCCUUAUGGUGGGGGAACGACGACGAAAAUUUAGUCGCACUUACCAACGACUCGGAAGUGUAUGUGUGGAAUGUCAGGCAGAGGCAAUGCCUCAACAAAUGGAAAGAUGAUGGAGGAUUCCGAGGCUCUGUUGGUGAUAUGGCAGCCUCUGCAAAAGGAUGGCUUGCCAUUGGCUCUAACACUGGCUUGGUCAACAUCUACAGCUCCGAUUCGUUCUCUCAAGCUUCAACCAACCCCAAACCAAUUAAAAGUCUCGGCCAUCUCACCACCACGAUAUCAACAUUGCGUUUCAACCAUGAUGCGCAAAUCUUAGUGGUAGCCAGUCGGGAAAAGAAAGAUGCAGCGCGUGUGGUUCAUCUUCCAAGCCUAACCGCAUUUUCUAACUGGCCCACAUCAAGCACUCCUUUAGGCCAUGUCACGACGGUAGAAUUUUCACCGAAGAGCGAAUAUAUGGUGAUUGGAAACACUCGGGGCAAGGUUUUGUUGUAUCACUUGUUACAGUACGGAGCAGCUCGUAGUAUUACGUAA
This is a messenger RNA of Mycena indigotica, 1686 nucleotides long. Its product is annotated as Methyltransf-2 domain-containing protein. NCBI's taxonomy places the organism in Eukaryota, Fungi, Basidiomycota, Agaricomycetes, Agaricales, Mycenaceae. Bases 1 to 1686 code for a protein of 561 amino acids. The transcript has 6 exons. Gene Ontology annotation, biological process: rRNA processing. Gene Ontology annotation, cellular component: Pwp2p-containing subcomplex of 90S preribosome; small-subunit processome. The record is from RefSeq and is a predicted model, not a curated record. Gene Ontology annotation, molecular function: protein binding.